Messenger RNA from Physeter macrocephalus (sperm whale), 5747 nucleotides. RefSeq names its product CD101 molecule (gene CD101). Gene Ontology annotation, cellular component: membrane. NCBI's taxonomy places the organism in Eukaryota, Metazoa, Chordata, Mammalia, Artiodactyla, Physeteridae. The record is from RefSeq and is a predicted model, not a curated record. The transcript is spliced from 9 exons.
AUGGCACGCUUCCCACAAGUGGCAUCUUUUUUUCUCUUUCUGACUAAGCUCAGCACUGGCCAGAGAGAAGUAACAGUUCAGAAAGGACCGCUGUUCAGAGCUGAAGGUUACCCCAUCAGCAUCGGCUGCAACGUAACUGGCCACCGGGGACCUUCUGAGCAGCAUUUCCAGUGGUCUGUUUACCUGCCGACAGCCCCAACCCAAGAAAUCCAGAUCAUUAGCACCAAGGAUGCCACCUUCUCUUAUGCAGUGUAUGCACGGCGGGUGCAAAGUAGGGAAAUCUACGUGGAGAAGGUCCAGGGUAACUCAGUCUUUUUGCACAUCUCCAAGCUCCAGAUGAAGGAUUCCGGCGAGUACGAGUGUCACACACCCAACACCGAUGGAAAAUACUAUGGGAGUUACAGUGCAAAGAUGAAUCUAAUUGUCAUUCCAGAUACCCUCUCUGCUGCCAUGACUUCCCAGACUCUCAGUAAGGAGGAGGGUGAGCCACUGGAACUUACCUGUGAGUCAUCCAAAGCCACAGCUCAACAUACUCACCUCUCUGUCACCUGGUACCUGAUGCAAGAUGGAGAAAGAAGCCAAGCCAGCAAGAUUAUUUCCCUCUCCAAAGAUUUUAUCUUGCUCCCUGGGCCCUUGUAUACAGAGAGGUUUGCAGCUGGUGACGUGCGGCUCGACAAGCUUGGGGUCACUACCUUCAGGCUGUCCAUAGGGAGGCUCCGGCCCUCAGAUCAGGGCCAGCUGUUCUGUGAGGCAACUGAAUGGAUUCAGGAUCCGGAUGAAACCUGGACUUCCAUCACAAAAAAGCAGACAGAUCAAACAACUCUGAGAGUCCAGCCAGCAGUGAGAGAUUUUCAAGUCAACAUCACGGCUGAGAGCACGGUUCCUGAAGGAAAACCCUUAGAAUUGGUUUGCCUGGUCAUGGGCGGUGGCCAGGACCCACAGCUUCAGGGCACUUGGUUCUUCAAUGAUAUUGAAAUGGCCCACAUUGAUGCUGGUGGAGUUCUGGGUCUAAAGAAAGACUAUCAAGAAAGAGCAAGUCAAGGACAGCUCCAGGUUUCAAAGUUAAGCCCCAAGGCUUUCUCUCUCAAGAUCUUCUUUAUGGGCCCAGAGGAUGAAGGUGCCUACAGAUGUGCCGUGGCGGAGGUGACAAGAGCUCAGAUGGGCUCCUGGCAGGUGCUCCAGAAAAAACAGUCACCAGACAGCUACAUGCACCUGAGGAAGCCAGCAGCAAGACAUGUGGUCGUGUCUACCAAGAAUAGGCAGCAAGCAGUGUGGGAAGGAGAGGCAUUAACCCUUCUCUGCAAGGUAGGUGGAGCUGAAAGUCUCCUGUCUGUGACCUGGUGGCACAUCCCACAAGACCAGACACAGCCGGAGUUUGUGGCUGGAAUGGGGCAGGAUGGCACCAUGCAGCUGGGUGCCUCCUAUGGGGAACUCGAUAACCACAGCAACACAAGGCUGGAGAAGAUAGACUGGGCCACCUUCCAGCUGGAGAUCACCUCCACCACCAUCACAGACAGCAGCACGUAUGAGUGCAGAGUGUCUGAGAUGACCCGGAACCAGGCCGGAGAUCAGAGCUGGGCUCGGAAGAUGUCAGUCACUGUAAAACCUCUGGAGUCAAGUUUACAAGUUAGUCUGAUGAGCCGUCAACCACAGGUGAAAUUAACCAACACCUUUGACCUGUCCUGCAUAGUGAGGGUUGGCUACUCUGACCUCAAGGUUCCACUCACCGUGACAUGGCAGUUCCAGGCAGCUAGAUCUCAAGCCUUUGAUCUGCUUCUUCGAAUCACCCAUAAUGGCACUAUUGAAUGGGGGAACUUCCUACCCCAGUUCCAAAAGAAGACGAAGAUUUCACAGUGUUUAUUUCGUUCUCAACUCCUAAUCCAUGAUGCCACCGAGGAAGAAGCAGGAGUUUAUCAGUGUAAUGUAGAAGUUUAUGACAGAAGUUCCCUACACACAAACGGCCCCAUGAGGGCUUCUGCCAUCUCUCACCCAUUGAGGAUCACUGUCACUUUACCAGAGAGCAAGCUGAAAGUGAAUUCAAGCAGUCAAGUCCAAGAGAUCUCCAUCAACUCCAACACAGACAUAGACUGUAACAUCCUGUGACAAUCCACUGGAAACCUUCGGCUGGCUGUUACUUGGUACUUCUCUGCCAUGUCCACUAAUGCACCCUGGCUGAGGAUCCUGGAAAUGGACCAAACCCACGUAGUAAAAUAUGGGGAUGAAUUUCAGACCACACGGAGAAAACAAAAAUUCCACGCCGAGAAAGUUUCCCAAGACUUGUUUCAGCUACACAUUCUGAAUGUGGAAGACAGCGAUCAGGGCAAAUAUCACUGCGCUGUGGAGGAAUGGCUCUGGUCUACAAAUGGCACUUGGCACAAGCUUGGAGAAAAGACGUCAGGUCUAACAGAAUUGAAACUCAGGCCCACAGGAAGUAAGGUACGCAUCUCCAAAGUGUCCGGGACAGAAAAUGCCUCCGAGCACAGCGAGGUGGCCAUCCGCUGCAGCCUGGAGAGUGCGGGCAGCCCAGCCUCCCUGUUCUCUGUGAUGUGGUACUGGAACAGAGAAAAUUCUGGAAGUAAAAUGCUGGUGCACCUGCAGCAUGACGGCUUGCUGGAGUAUGGCGAAGAGGGGCUCAGGAGGCACCUGCACUGUUACCGUUCAUCCCCUGCAGACUUUGUCCUGAUGAUGCAUCGCGUGGAGAUGGAGGAUGCUGGAAUGUACUGGUGCAGGGUGGCAGAGUGGCAGCUACACGGUAACCCAAGCAAGUGGGUCAGCCAAGCAUCAGACGAGUCACAGCAUGUGGUGCUCACGGUGCUGCCUUCAGAGCCCACGUUUCCUUCCAGGAUCUGCUCGUCCGCACCUUUACUCUAUUUCCUAUUCAUCUGCCCCUUCGUUACACUCAUCAUCCUGUUCAUUUCCCUCCUCUGCCUGUACCGGAAGGCCAGGAAGUUGUCAACUCUGAGUCUAAACAUACAGAAAGAAAAGGCCCUCUGGGUGGACCUGAAAGGGGCUGGAAGCAGGACCACACACAGAUUGGAAGAGGACGGUGGAGACAGUUGAAUCCGGAGAGGCACCUGCAGCCCUGUGGAAAGAGUGCGGACUUUGGAACUGGACUGACCAGGAGAGGAGUGGCCCCUGCCUCUGUCCUCCUCUGAGUCUGCGGCCUGGGGCGAGGUACCUAGGACUCAGAGGGAACAUUUAUUGAGCGCAUAUGUGGUGCCAGAAACCGUUAAGUGUUUCUUCUUGUGUCACCUCAUCUACCCAUCUCAUCCCCCCCAGGAGCUAGGUGACUCUGUUACACUGUCCUCCGCUUGCCACACCUCACGAGGCUUAGGCUCCCCAUCCAUAAGAUCUGUAAGGAGAGGAGUACCUCCUUCACACAGCUGCUGGGGAUUAAAUGAGAUCCCAUGGCAGAGCCCAGGGCGAUGCUUCCCUCUCUUGUGUCACUGAUUCCCUGGACAACACUCAGUGGUCCUGCCACACUGGCUCCAGGUAAUCUUUUGCCUCCAGAUAAGACGCAUAGGAAAGGACCUGAUGCCAGCAAGGAAAAGGAGUUGGGACUAUGCUCUUCAUUCACAUCAAAUCUGCCUCCCAAUCAGACUGUGACUUUCUUCAAGGCAGAAAUCCCAUUUUCUCCUCCACUCCAUCUCCAUCCCAUCUAUAAAUGCCACUGACAAGCAAGCUCUGCAUAGUAGGUGCUUAAUCAGUAUUGAUUCUUUAGUGAAAAUAUAAGGUAUUUUGUAGCCUGACUUUCUUUCCUUUUUUUUUUUCUUUCUUUUCUCCAUAAGACUUAUCAAGUCAUUGCUAAGGAAAAACUUUUAAAAAAAUUUUGCAACAGUGCUCCAGCCAGCUCCCCAAGGCCUCAUAUCUCCCUUUCCUCCCCACACCCAAAGGUCCAUCUGGCUCCUGGCUCUUCUUAGCCAAGGCCUUAUUUUCCUUGACCUGACAGCACUGGGUAGCAGGAAGGGGGGCUGUGGCAGUUAUCUAAGGGCAGAGGAGUUAACAGUGCCACCAUCCCGUCCUGCUCUGGCAGGGGCUAGGAGUUCAGGGGGAAUAGUAAUCUCAGCAUCCUCUAUUGUCAGCCAGGAAAAGUCAGGAGGAGGGGGAUGGGGAGCGUCAUGGCUGAAGGCUUCCAACCACUGUCCCCUAGGAGAUAACAACUGUCCCCACUGGGCCUGGGGUCCCCUCACCUUUGUUUCAAAAGCAGCUUAGGUCCAUUUGUAGCCAGAAAUGGAAAUCAAUCAGUGCCACCUAACAGACUUGAGAAAACACAUCUAUUUAUUAUCUAUGUGACCAACAGGGUUGCUUUAACACUCAUUAAUUUGCAUUUCCAAGGAUAGCAAUUUAUUUUUAAUUAUUUUAUCAGGCACACACGUCCUCUCUGAACAUAAUUAGUUCCUUUGCAAGGGGAUUUUUGGUGGCUAUGAGAACUCCCACUGCAGGCCUACCAGUUCCUUGAAUUCAUCUCCCUUUGUAGCCUCAUUUGAAAUACUCCAAAUGUUUUUUUAAACAGGUCAGAGCAUUUAUUUCUUCUCUCUCAGGUAAGGGAGAAAAUUUUUCCAAAAGCAAAGCUAAUGUUAAGAUUUCUUAACAUUGAAGUGUGAUGCUCCCCCACCACCUGUUUUUUCCAGAAACCCGUAUUUUAAUUGAAUAUUGAAAGGAAAGAGAAUGGAAUUGAGCCCCAUCAGAGAAUCAGAAUAGAUCCUGUGCUGCCCUCAUUUCAGGUACGCUUACCCCCAACCACUGUUCUCCCUCCUUGCCUGGAUACUGCCUUUCAGCUCUCAGCUCAAACACCAGUUUCUCACAUUUGAAUUCAGCACAGAGACUGCACAGACCAGACACUCAAAUAUCCGACUGCCCCACCCAGAGCAGAGCAUGGGAGUGAUUACCGCCCAGUGAGCACCUCCUGGGUGUCCAGCACUGGGAUGGGUGUGAGGGAUCCAGUGGUGACUCAAGCAGACUCAACCCUGCUCCCCUGGGACUAUCACCUAGUUUUUUCUGGAUGCUCUGUUUUCAUUAAUGGGAACUAGAUAGAGCACGUUGGAUUUUCUAGGAAGUCACACCACACCAUUUGGCUCAUAGUAGUUUUCAGGUAACUGAAACCCCAGCGCCUUCUUUCUACCUUUCUGAACUUCUUUAGAAUAAAAUAUGGUUUCAUCCAAUUCAGCAGGCAUUUUUACGUGAAACCUCUUCUCUCCCCAGUUAUGCCCUUGGUCAUUUUAGUUUUUCAGACUUAACAGAGAAGUUUACUUUUACUCAUUGAUUUCAGCUUUUCUGUUCUAUGUCAUCACCUGGUUUUAUUUUCAGCUUCUUGUGUUAGUAAAUCCUCCCUGGCAACAGGACAAACCUCUGUCUCCGGAGUUGGCUACCUGUAGCCCACAGGCCAAAUGUGGCCCACUACCUGUUUUUUAAAAUGCAAUUUGUUGGAAUACAGGCACUCCCAUUUGUCUAGAUAUUAUCUAUGGCUACUGUCAUGAUAUAAUGGCUGAGUUGAGUAGUUGUCACGAUAGACUCUAUGACAUGCAAAAUCUAAAAUGUUUACUAUCUGGCCCUUCAUGGAAAAAGUUUGCCACUCCCUGCUCUCUUUCAGUGGCUAAUGUUCUGUCAGUUUUAGCCAUGUAUUAUGUUCCUGGGAAACUUGAUUUGAGGUGUUAUAUCUGUAUCUGUUAUAUAUCUGAUGACUUUAAUAAAUAAUCUUAGGCUCUCCGGAUUGGUGUCUAGUCCAAGCAGUUCUGACGCAUGAAUCC